Orbicella faveolata is the source of this 6089-nucleotide messenger RNA. RefSeq lists its product as uncharacterized. The record is from RefSeq and is a predicted model, not a curated record. NCBI's taxonomy places the organism in Eukaryota, Metazoa, Cnidaria, Anthozoa, Scleractinia, Merulinidae. Gene Ontology annotation, molecular function: protein binding.
GACGAAGAGUUUUCCGUAACCACUAAAUUUCUAAAUACAGCCUCGAUUGAAAGUGUUAAGGACAACGCGACAAGACCAAAUGGUAGUCUAAGGUCCAUGGUCAAACGUCGAACUUCACUUGCGCCGAACCUGAUACAAAUGCGCAACAGCUAUUGUUUUUGCCGUUGUCGCGCUUGGAUCUUUUUCGACGACACGUCUCGGUCUUUGUAGAUUCUUCUAGCUCCUGAUUGAUUGAUAUUUUUUGUCAUUUCACAAUAAAACAUGAUAAAUUGAGAAAGAUUUAAACCACUUUGGUUAGAACUAAACGAUUGUCCAACGUCAUUAUCAAGUCAAAAUGGAUACAAUAUGGUAAAAUGGGCAUUUUUUUUAAAAUUCUAUUGCAGUGUCUUACAAUAGUUAUUGUUUUGAUUUCAGGCGGAGCUGAUUCGUCGUUAUGACACAACUCUCAAGAAACCUCGAGGAGAUUAGGACAGUGGACGUGCCUCAGCGUUUUGAGUUGUAAAAAGUUAUUUUAGUGUUAUUAUUUUUCAUAAGAAAGUUUAUAUAUUAUUUAAAGAAUUAGUCCUACUUGUUGCAGUUCAAGAAAAACUGACAUUCUUUUGAAUGAACAGCAAAAUAAUAAUUUAAAAUUUGAAUUAUAAAUUGAGAAGCUCUCUCCUUUUUUCAUAAACUCAUUAGAUGUUUUGUCGGGCAACAAGUUUCUUUUUGGUCGAAAUCCUUGCCGCUAGAUUCGCGAAUCCCGAUGUUUUUGGCGAAUAUGUUACUGGUUAACGAAGUGUUUCACAAAGACCUUAAUGUGACCAAAGCGAUCUCAUGCACAACAAUGCCGCUUCCAGUUUCCACUAGCUUCGAUUGUGUGGGUUUGACAGGCUAGUGUUAAUAGAAACGUGAAUCAACCAAUACAAUUACAAGCCAAACUAAGGUCGGCAAAACUGAUUAAUAGCAAUAAUUAAAUCUGCAAUAAAAUCGCCCAUCUAAAUUAGCCGUUCAAUUGUUUUGAGACUUGCUAAUAAAUGAUUUACUUAUGGAUAGAGGAGGGACUGGACACUUGUGCGUGUGACCGCUGCGUCACAUGACAGCUUUCGGAGCGUUCGAGUGCCAUCUGUGACUGGACAAAAACAGUCGGGCACGUUUGGAUACUUCAAGGAGGAUUUGACGAAAAAGACGCUUGUUGCUUGACUAGGUUAUAAUAGUGGGAAUAAUAAGUAACGUUAUAUUUUGUUGAAUCACGCACUGUCGUAACUAUUUUGAGUUUCCUCACGCAUUCACGCACGUUACUUCACAACGGUUCAUUCAACUGGCUUUUUUCCAGUUUCCUUUCAAAUUAACCAAGUAUGGAGAAACCUGCUCUCCAACAUCCAUUUAUGUUAAUGUUAAAUGGUUUUUGACCUUGUUAAUUUAUGAAGGUUUUGUACCUAGUAGUUUCUGUAUAUUUUGUUUAGAGAAGCGUUCGCCUCGACGUUGGCACUCGGCGAAAGUUGUUGACAUCUUUUUGACAUCGUCUAGACCAGAAGGCGGAGUUGUUUGUUUUAUGAUUGGCUGAGAAGUUUGGAAAACCAACGAAAAGUCAAAUCUUCUGCGUGUCGGGACGAAAACGUAACGCAAGUUUAUUUUUUUGUCAUAAAAGUACAAUUUUCUGAUGUUUUUUCUACUUAUUCCGAAGUAUUUUAGUUAUAUGUAAGACUACAAUGAAUGGUCAGUCGAGUUAACAUGCCUUAGAAAUCUUAAGGAAAUUACCAACAUUUAUUCUAAAAACUUAUUAUAUCGACUUUCGGAAACCAUGUAGAAAGUUAUAAUUUACUCUUCUGGAUAUUUUACAAAUCGGAAAUUUAGUAAUCAGAGAAUACUACAAAACAUUCUGGUUACGUUAGAUUCUACAUUACACUGUUUAUAUAAUUUUGUAAUGACCAUCUUUACAUGAACCACAUAAGAUCACGUCUUUCAUCUAGAAUUCGUAUUCACCCUCUAAUUGUUUGUAAAUUGUGUUUUUGUGCAACUGAUAACAUUUCUGUUGUUGUCAAUGAUGUAUUGCAGAGGUACGAAUAUAAUAAUGCUAUAUCUAUUUAUUAUUAGCCAAUAGUUAAAGUUAAAAAAAAGAAAGAAUUGUUGUGAGUUGUUAUAACCCAAGUUGAAAUAGAUUGGACUAUGUGAACAAUAAAGUGAAGUGUUAAUGCAUGCGGGGUUUUGUGGUCAGGAUUCUUCAGAGUGGCAGAUCAACCCAAAUAAAACGGAUACAAAAUAAAGCUUGCAGUUCAGAAAGGUCUGAUUUUCAUUUAUUUCAUCUUAUUUUAUUUAGUGUUUGUGGUGCCUACGAUAGACGGAUUCCGCCAAUGUGUUGACAUCCUUUUUGCCACGCAAUUCAGAUUUUAUGAUGAUUCAUUUGGGAGGUUACAAUUGUUCUGUUUGUACUUACUCGCAUGCAAUCAGUUGAGUGUGACAAAUUGCACAAUUGAAACGUCCCAAAUGAAUCAUCGCGUGGUCUGAAUUGGGUGGCAACAAGUGAAAACACGUUAGCUUUAUCCGUCUAUUUUUGAUGUGAAUAAUUCCUUCCGAAGCUGUAACCGCAACUAUCUCUUUUUAUAUCUUGGUCACGUUACCUGACGUUUCCAAACUGUGUGUUGGCGAGGUUUUGACAUGUUGUUAUCACUGAUGUAAACAAGUUUGGAUUCUUUGUACGCUAACAAUAUUGAGUUAUUUCUUCAUACUUUGAGCUGUGUGUUCUGAAAACUGGCAAAGUUGGAAUGUCAGUUUCGCAGUCACGUUCAAGGUCACGCUAUAAGCACGUUACAGACACUUUCGUCUAAAUAUUUAAUGGUCUGAAACGGUAAAUAGCGUAUUUAUUUCGUGUCGUAGUUAGGCGACUUGCUUUCCCCACUGACUAACCUUCCCUAAGCUGAAAGGAACGAUCACAUGGCGAACUCGAUGAGCCGAUUUUUUCCUGGUCUAGAUAUCGCGACAGACAAAGUUCGCAAACCGAGUAAUCUCAGCAAUAGUUUUUUUGAGUCUUGUCUCAAAAUAUCAACAAAAAUGUCGUCUAGUGUUAAAGAAUCGUUUGAGAGUUUACUUAUGGCACAAAGGCACUUUAACACGUGGCGCACAAUAAACCAGGUGUGAAUCUAUUGUCUGAACAAGUUUGAACAGUUUGGCGCUUCAGGCUAGUAAGCACUGUACGCGGAAAGAAAAAAAGAAAAAUGUCGUGUUUUCUUACGCGCGUAGACGGAUGUUGAUUUUAAAGACUUUUCGUGCGUAAAAUAAAAUAGAAUAAUUGUAUGGACGCCUUACCCAGGCGGAAAAAGUUGAACCUUAUUCAAGUUUUUCCGCAGACGCAAGCCGUCUAUGCGCUUCCGAUACUAUUUUAGGCGCGUAAAACGCUUAAAAUUCACGCCCAUUGACGGGCGUGAAAUUACACGACAGCGGAAAGCGCGCUUUAGUUUCACGAGAAAAAAGUCGAACAAAGUAUUCAGAACAUUCUCUCUUUCAAAAGUUUUUCGCAUUCACGAUCAAACCCUUAUCUCAUACAAGUUAUUUGUAAAUCUUGAAUUUUCACCAUCUGGUAUAAAGAAAGAUGAAAGAUUACAGAAAUGUUUGAUUAGGAAUAGCCAUCUUUCGCCACACCAGCUACUAAUGAUACAAGUUUUUACAAUCUUUCGUAAUCUAGUCCAAACUGUUUUAAGCUAAUUCCAUAUUCCUGUCCGUCGGCUUUCUGCGCGCUUUUUUUUCGCUGUUUUAACUGAUGCCUUCAUCUGAGUGUUAAGACGGUUUGUCUUUGACUGAAUCGCACGCAAAACGCCCUAAACAAUACCGUUACCUACCGCUGUAGGUUUCGCUAUUGAUGUUUUCAAAAGGGACAAAACACCAUGAAAUUCUCUAGUGGCGUCCAGGCUACCCGGCCGGUGAAUCGUCUCUAAUUGCUCAGCUGGUGUUUGGAGUUGCAAUGUUCUCUUCGGACACGUGCUCAUCGCUCAAUCAAACUAAAAGUUCUUGUUGACAAAGCGCGCAACAAACAAGAAAUCUCGUAACAUGGAUUACAUCGGCUGCACACUUUGCGUUCAUCUAUUCAGGAUUAAACUGACUAAAUACAUUUUCGUGCCAUAACAAGCUUAAAAUCUUUCGCCAGCUAAAUAAAGAGCAAAACUUGCCUAUUGAAGCUGGUGUAUUGCUAGGUAACGCAAUUGAAGCGACCGCCGCCCAGAUAAUAUUAUUAGUGCGCCCGGAAAAACCGAAUUACAUUGUUUUGUAGAUUCGGUGACAACUGACUGGCAGCAUCAUACUAAGAGGUUGGGACUGUAUCUAUCGGUCUUUCGGAAAUAUUGAAUAGUUUUAUUACGCUGUCAGGACUGUUGUCAGCGAAGUUCAUACCAAGAUAUCUUGUUAGCGGGGCAAGCGAUAAGAAGAACCACUGCUUGUCGCAAAAAAGAUGUCCGAGGAGGGUAGUGUGAGUCAGUGCUUGGAGUUGCUUGGUCUGCAGGAGUUUGCCCCUCAGUUGAUGGAUCAUGGAUUUGAUCGGCUUCAUGACAUCUUGUGUUUAGACCAAGACGAUUUUGCUAUGCUAAUUCGUGACGAGGAGAUGAAGACUAGGUACAAAACUGCGCUACAGCAAGAUCCUAGACUGGUGAAAAUAUGGCUCAAGUCUCUUGGACUGGGGCAGUAUUAUGAUCAGUUACAGGCCUCUGGAUUUACAAGUCUGGCCAGGUGCUCUGCUUUGAGCCUUCAGGCAUUGGACAGUGUGAACUUCAAUCUACCAGGCCACAAGAAAAGACUCUUCAAGGCAGCUCAGAGCCUAUUGGGAUGCGGAACAGUGAUGGCAGAGGGAACCUGGGAUGAGCACGAGCAGUUUAUGGGAGGAAGACAAAACAAAACAAAAAAGGAAUUGGAUAUACCGAGAAAUGAAACGAAAAAAAUUCGCCCGCAGUCCGUCUGGGUUACAAGUAGGUAUCUUAACUUCCCUUACAGGUUCGGUAAAUUUCUUUGUCUCACAGCUGACAUUUUUGCCCGUGAUCCGCGGGACGCGCGGGACAAUCAGGAUGGAAGCGCCACAGCCGUCCCGCAAAGAAGACUGAAGUUCAUGAUUGAUUCUGGCAGUGACACGGUGACGGUGCAUUAUGACGUCAUCAGAGAAUUGCGCUUGCCAAUUAAGGGAGCUGUCAUACAGGAGGGGGCCGGCGGGGAGAAACAAGAAAAGCCCUUAUAUAGCGCAUACCUUGGAAUCGGAGAGAAGACACUGGACAUCGAGGUAACAGCACGAGUUUUUCAAGUUCGACCUCAUUCUUCCCCAACUUUAACCUUCCCUGUACCUUUUUCGUUUAUCACCUCUUUCAAGUUUUUGCUGUUGUUGUUGUUGUUGUUGUAAUUUUUCAAUUCAAAGAAUGUUUUUGCAGUAAAAUUGACCAAGACUAUGAUGUCAUAGAGUAGAACGUCGUUAAUACGGUCACUUCUGGGUCGUGAAAUGACAUGUUAGUAAUGGUUAGGUAAAAUUACUUAAGAAAUAGAGGUGUGCGACUCUAAAAAGUGCCUGUCGGCAAUAUUUAUUUCUGAUGGUCAUCUUCACUAUAUAGAAGUCUCCCGGAGGAUCGUUUGAUUGUGGUAUCUGAUGACCACUCCCGUUAACUGUGGCAGUCCCCCAGGGAAUUAGAAUCUUUAUCACUUCACCGCAUGGCUAAGUCUCAUUGCUAUUUCUAGGUAGUUCCAGACAAGGUGAAUACCCUCGGUACCCCUGUGCUGUGGGAAUUCCGCCAUUGCAUCGACGGAGAGAAGCAUUUGUGGCUUGCCAAGCAUCAUGGGGAUUAAGCUGACGCCAAACUUGAAGGGACGUUUAGAAAACGUAAACCUCUGAACGGUGAUGUAGAAUGAGCGCGCUAAUGGUUUUACUAUUCAAAACAUUUUGCUUUUAAGUAUUUUUUACAUUUUUUCUAGUUUUCAAGGCAGUCGGCCUCUUGUAUAAUCGUUAUUAGAUUUACAGUUAUGGAGAUGCAUGGCUUAGAAUAGUUGUGAUUACUUUAGCUUCUUUGCACUUAAAAUGUAAUUUUUCCUUUAUCCAAGAAACGCGGACAUCGUCUUGUUUGCAACGUGACGUUAUAUUUGAAUGGAAA